Mytilus californianus (California mussel) is the source of this 1360-nucleotide messenger RNA. Its product is annotated as diphosphomevalonate decarboxylase-like. Lineage: Eukaryota; Metazoa; Mollusca; Bivalvia; Mytilida; Mytilidae. Gene Ontology annotation, biological process: isopentenyl diphosphate biosynthetic process, mevalonate pathway; isoprenoid biosynthetic process. The transcript has 11 exons. The coding region runs from base 14 to 1192 and encodes 392 amino acids. The record is from RefSeq and is a predicted model, not a curated record. Gene Ontology annotation, molecular function: diphosphomevalonate decarboxylase activity; ATP binding. Gene Ontology annotation, cellular component: cytosol.
CACAAAUCAGGAAAUGCAGUGUGCCACCUGCACAGGACCUGUGAAUAUUGCUGUUGUUAAAUAUUGGGGAAAGCGAAAUGAGAAAUUGAUACUGCCAUUGAACUCUUCAGUUAGUGUGACACUUCAUCAGAAUGAGUUGAGGUCUAAAACAACUAUAGCUGCAAGUCCAAAUUUUACAAAAGAUCAGAUCUGGCUGAAUGGUGUAGAAGAGGACAUAAACAACAGUAGAUUACAAGCAGUCAUCAGUGCAGUUAAAAGAAGAGCUAGAAAAAGAAAAAGUGAUGGAGAGACAAAUACAAGAUUGAAGUGGAAACUGCACAUUGUGUCAGAGAAUAAUUUCCCUACGGCUGCUGGCUUGGCUUCUUCUGCUGCAGGUUAUGGGUGCCUAGUUUAUACAUUAGCCAAACUACUCAAUGUAAAAGGAGAACUAUCAGACAUUGCAAGACAAGGUUCAGGUAGUGCCUGUAGAAGUAUACAUGGAGGAUUUGUAACCUGGGAUAAAGGAACAAAUGAGGAUGGGUCAGAUUCUAAAGCCAGACAGAUAGCUCCACAUACUCACUGGCCAGAAAUGUCUGUGCUCAUUUUAGUGGUUAGUGACCAGACAAAACAUACCAGUAGUACAGCAGGGAUGCAGACCACAGUGGAAACCAGUGAGCUACUAAAACAUAGAUUGUCUGGACUUCCCAACAAGGAAAAUCAAAUUACAGAAGCUAUAAUAAACAAAGAUUUUAAAACAUUUGCUGAGAUAACAAUGAAGGAGAGUAACCAGCUCCAUGCAGUGUGUUUAGAUACAUAUCCUCCUAUUUCGUACAUGACAGAUACAUCACAUCAGAUUAUUAGAUUAGUUCACCAGUAUAAUAAUAUCAUUGAGGAUGUAAAGGUAUCAUACACAUUUGAUGCUGGCCCUAAUGCCUGCUUGUUCAUGUUAGAUUCUGAAGUAUCCAGAUUUUAUUCAUUGGUGAAACACUUUUUUCUGCCUGAUAAUGGACACAGCACAGUACAGGGUUUACCUAUAACUGAACAAACGUUACACACAGAUGAAAUCCAGAAGUUUAAGUUAAGUAAACAGAAUGGGUCUGUAAAAUAUGUCAUCCACACCAAACCUGGUCCUGGGCCACAGGUUAUAGAGGACCCAUCAGAGAGCCUAGUAGAUGAUAUGGGCUGGCCAAAACUGAUGUCUGAAAAAACCUGAAAUUUCUCAUAGGGCCAGCUAAAACAGUUGGUAGUUAUGUUAUUGGAAUAAGAUGUUACAGAAUGAAGGAUGCAUGGAGCUGUCAAAAAUAAAGACCAACUUAUGAUUUUUAUCUUGCAUUGUUGUUUAACAAAUGAAUGUGGAGGAAAUAAAAGAGCAAUAAGUUUG